This is a messenger RNA of Onychomys torridus (southern grasshopper mouse), 1669 nucleotides long. It is a transcript of the gene Dmrta1, whose product is annotated as DMRT like family A1. Gene Ontology annotation, biological process: regulation of transcription by RNA polymerase II; sex differentiation. Gene Ontology annotation, molecular function: protein binding; DNA-binding transcription factor activity, RNA polymerase II-specific; RNA polymerase II cis-regulatory region sequence-specific DNA binding. The coding region runs from base 110 to 1576 and encodes 488 amino acids. NCBI's taxonomy places the organism in Eukaryota, Metazoa, Chordata, Mammalia, Rodentia, Cricetidae. The transcript has 2 exons. Gene Ontology annotation, cellular component: nucleus. The record is from RefSeq and is a predicted model, not a curated record.
GUGUGCAGAGCUGGACAGCAGGACCUAGGCGGGUUCGCAGCCUGCAUCCCUACCGGUAGCUCUGGACAGCGUCCUUGCCGGUCGCUACUCUUAGAGGCGCUUUCUCAGAAUGGAGCAGUUUCCUUUAGGCCGUAGGGACCGCAGCGGCGGCUGCCGACCCCACUUGGCUCCUGGGCUGCGGGCCGCUCCAACUGCAUCGCCCGCGCGCCCGGUGCCGUCGGGGAUCCCGGUGUCCGCGGCUUUUCUGCGGCCGCCCGGCCUGUUCCUGCGAUCGGCCGCCAGCGCGGGUCGCGGAGGAUGCCCCCCCGGCCCGGGGCUGGAUAGGGCGCUGGGGGCGGUGGGCUGCGGCUACCCGCGGACCCCGAAGUGCGCCCGCUGUCGCAAUCACGGCGUGGUGUCUGCGCUCAAGGGCCACAAGCGCUUCUGCCGCUGGCGGGACUGCGCGUGUGCCAAGUGCACUUUGAUCGCAGAGCGCCAGCGCGUCAUGGCGGCGCAGGUGGCGCUGCGCAGGCAGCAGGCACAGGAGGAGAGCGAGGCCCGUGGGCUGCACCGGCUCCUGUACUCCGGGCCAUCGGGGUCCGAGGCUCCGGCGUCGGGGGGCAGCGGCAGAAACGCGAGUCCCCAAGCUGUACGCAGGCCUGAGGCUAUGGCUGUGCUCGGAGCGGGUGCUUCUAGGCACCCCGGGAGCCGAGAGGUACCCGCUUUCGAGGUUUUUCAGCAAGAUUAUGCGGAGGCAAAGCAGGAGCCCCAAGAGAAUAACUGUGAGUCAUGCCAGAACAGACAUGAAGAACUAGUCUCCAACACUCACCACCAUUCUCUGGAAUCAUCUCCUAAGGGUAAUGGUACCAUGGAGAAACGGGGCUUCAUGUCAUCUAUUUCAGAACACUCAGACAAACCCACCAUAAUCCUGUCUCCUUGCCCCACGGAGCAAUCAGGAGGAGAAGACAGUCCCAGGUCCUUCUCUUCCUCUGACCUGGAAUCAGGGAAUGAAAGUGACUACAUUGCCACCAGAGCCAGCCUUCCCACGGUGACCUCAAGACCACGAGACCCUAUUGGAAUUCUCACCAGGAUUUUUCCAGGUUACAGGCGUAGCCGCCUAGAAGGCAUUCUACAGUUCUGUAAGGGAGAUGUUGUCCAAGCUAUUGAACAGAUCUUAAACGGGAAAGAACAUAAGCCAGACUGCAGGGACCCAGCACACGCAGAGUUGGAAAACGCAGCCUUCCAGAGAGCUUCAGAUUUUAGUCUUGCUGGCAUUGGCUUUGGGACUUUAAGUAAUAAAUCAGUUCUCUCUCCCCUUGAAGCCACGUCUGCUGCUUAUGGAGGAGAUUCAAGUCUUUACAGUUUCAGUCCUAGACUAGCUUUCAGCCCACUGCGCCUGGCAUAUUCUUCUCCAGGAAGAGCGCUGUCUGGUUUUGUGUCGCCCUACCUAACGCCUGGACUGGUUCCAGCAUUGCCUUUUCGGCCAGCUUUGGAUUACUCCUUUCCAGGGAUGAUUAGGGAGCCAUCCCACCUUCCCAGCAAGCACUUAGUAACCGGUGGUAGACUUUAUUUCAGGCCCAAUCAGGAACAUCUGUAACAUAUCAGCUCUAACAUUCUGUGGUGUUUCUGGAAUCAUAACACACAUGCGCACGCGCGCGCGCGCGCGUGUACACACACACACACACACACA